Messenger RNA from Rattus norvegicus (Norway rat), 957 nucleotides. Its product is annotated as olfactory receptor 143-like. Gene Ontology annotation, cellular component: membrane; plasma membrane. The record is from RefSeq and is a predicted model, not a curated record. NCBI's taxonomy places the organism in Eukaryota, Metazoa, Chordata, Mammalia, Rodentia, Muridae. Gene Ontology annotation, biological process: detection of chemical stimulus involved in sensory perception of smell; G protein-coupled receptor signaling pathway; signal transduction. The coding region runs from base 16 to 957 and encodes 313 amino acids. The transcript has a single exon. Gene Ontology annotation, molecular function: G protein-coupled receptor activity; olfactory receptor activity.
CUACAGGUGCCACACAUGAUGCAAAUGACUAUGGAAAAUAGCUCUUCAGUGUCACAAUUUAUUCUUAAGGGACUGACAGAACAACCUGAGCUCCAGCUGCCCUUAUUUGUUCUGUUCUUGAUGAACUACACAGCCACUGUGAUGGGCAACUUGAGCUUAAUGAGUCUAAUUUGCUUAAACUCAAACCUUCAUACCCCGAUGUACUUUUUCAUCUUCAAUCUGUCCUUUAUUGAUUUCUGUUAUUCACUACUCUCUACUCCCAAAAUGCUGAUGAGUUUUGUUUUAGAGAAAAACACCAUCUCCUUCAGAGGAUGCAUGACUCAGCUGUUCUUCUACUGCGUUUUUGUGAACUCUGAGAGUUAUGUGCUGACAGCCAUGGCCUAUGACCGCUAUGUGGCCAUCUGUCAGCCACUUAUGUACAAGAUCGUUAUGUCCCCUAAGAUCUGCUGUCUGCUAAUAUUUGGAUCCUACUCGAUGGGGUUUGUUAGUGACAUGGCUCACACAGGCUGUAUGGUCAGGCUCAGUUUUUGUGAUUCUAACAUCAUCAACCACUACAUGUGUGACAUCUUCCCUCUCCUCCUGCUCUCCUGCAGUAGCACCUAUGUCAAUGAGCUUAUGAGCUAUGUUGUGGUGGGCACAUCCAUCAUUUUAUGUUGCCUCAUUAUCUUGGUCUCAUAUGCUAUGAUUGUUUUCAAUAUCAUACAUAUGUCAUCAGGUAAGGGUUGGUCCAAAGCCUUGGGCACUUGUGGGUCUCACAUCAUAACUGUUAGUCUCUUCUAUGGAUCUGGGCUGCUUGCGUACGUCAAGCCAUCAUCUACUGAGACUGUGGGUCAGGCCAAAUUUUUCUCAGUGUUUUAUACUCUAUUUGUGCCCAUGUUGAAUCCGCUUAUUUAUAGCCUCAGAAACAAGGAUGUCAAGCUUGCUAUGAAAAAAACCUGGAAAAGAAUCACAAGUUGA